AUGGACAUUUGGCUUCAGGUUAGUAAAUCUGAUGGAUAUCUAGCUAGAAUGCAGAUUGAACCCAACCUCAUAUCCCGGAUCAAAGAAGCACAAAAGCAAGAUGGAGAACUUUGGGCAAUUGUGCAAAAUCUAGAGGUGGGUAAGCAAUCUGAAUUUAGUAUAGAUCAUCAGGGGGUGAUUUGGUGCGGCAAAAGACUUUGUGUACCCGAUGACUCCACCCUUCGUGAGUCAUUGUUAGCCGAAGCUCACAGCUCACCAUUUUCGAUUCACCCAGGAUCUACCAAGAUGUAUAGAGAUUUAAGACAGAACUUCUGGUGGAAUGGCAUGAAAGAAGACGUUGCUCGAUACUUAGAUACAGGAUUUAUAGAUGAGAAAGUCGAACCUUUUGUCACCGGAGACAUCGAGACAGAUGACGACGGAGAGGACGCCGGAUCAGAGAGGGUCGAUGUCGCAGGGAAGAGGGAGCGGCGCUGA
Molecule: messenger RNA, 474 nt
Organism: Helianthus annuus (common sunflower)
Lineage: Eukaryota; Viridiplantae; Streptophyta; Magnoliopsida; Asterales; Asteraceae
Exons: 2
Coding region: 1-474 (157 amino acids)
Source: RefSeq, a predicted model, not a curated record